AGGACGCAGGGAAGCCAGCUAGCGAGUGGCGGCGACGGCGGCGGUGGUGGCAGUUCGUAGAGAGGGCGACUGCUCCGAGGCCGGGCGGCGAUCGGGCGGAGACCUCGGUUCCUUUCUUCGCAUGAUCCUCUUGGAGUGAGUGUAUUGGGAAGAGUCGGUUACAUUAUACUAGGAUUCUCUAAGUCUUAGUGAUCAGCCUUUGUACCUUUUCCACAUUUGAAGAUGGUGAAGUUAGAUAUUCAUACUCUGGCCCAUCACCUCAAGCAGGAACGCUUAUAUGUGAACUCUGAGAAACAGCUCAUUCAGAGGCUCAAUGCAGAUGUACUUAAGACAGCUGAAAAGUUGUAUCGUACAGCGUGGAUUGCUAAGCAACAGAGAAUUAAUUUGGAUCGACUUAUCAUAACCAGUGCGGAAGCUUCCCCUGCUGAAUGUUGCCAACAUGCCAAGAUUUUGGAAGAUACACAGUUUGUUGAUGGAUAUAAGCAAUUGGGAUUUCAGGAGACUGCUUAUGGAGAAUUCUUAAGUCGAUUAAGGGAAAAUCCUCGUCUUAUUGCCUCCUCUCUGGUUGCUGGAGAGAAACUUAAUCAGGAGAACACACAAAGUGUUAUAUACACAGUUUUUACCUCCCUCUAUGGCAAUUGCAUUAUGCAAGAAGAUGAAAGCUACCUCCUUCAGGUUUUGAGAUACUUGAUUGAAUUUGAACUUAAAGAAAGUGACAACCCCAGGCGACUUUUGAGGAGAGGAACUUGUGCCUUCAGCAUCUUAUUUAAACUUUUUUCUGAAGGACUGUUUUCUGCCAAACUUUUCCUCACAGCUACUUUACAUGAGCCAAUCAUGCAACUGCUUGUGGAAGAUGAAGAUCAUCUGGAAACAGAUCCAAAUAAACUAAUUGAGAGAUUCUCCCCAUCUCAACAGGAAAAACUCUUUGGAGAGAAAGGCUCAGAUAGAUUCAGGCAAAAGGUUCAAGAGAUGGUGGAUUCCAAUGAGGCCAAACUAGUGACUUUGGUGAACAAAUUUAUCGGUUAUCUCAAACAGAACACAUACUGCUUUCCACAUAGUUUGAGGUGGAUCGUGUCACAGAUGUACAAAACCCUCUCCUGUGUAGAUAGACUGGAAGUUGGGGAGGUCAGGGCAAUGUGCACUGAUCUCCUGCUGGCCUGCUUCAUUUGCCCUGCAGUUGUCAAUCCAGAACAGUACGGAAUAAUUUCUGACGCUCCUAUUAAUGAGGUGGCAAGAUUCAAUCUGAUGCAGGUUGGCCGCCUGUUGCAGCAGUUAGCAAUGACUGGCUCUGAAGAGGGGGAUCCCCGGACAAAGGGCAGUCUUGGAAAAUUUGACAAAAGCUGUGUUGCUGCUUUCCUUGAUGUUGUGAUUGGGGGCCGUGCAGUGGAAACCCCUCCAAUGUCCUCUGUUAAUCUUCUGGAAGGAUUGAGCAGAACUGUGGUUUAUAUAACCUACAGUCAGCUUAUUACUCUGGUGAAUUUUAUGAAGAGUGUGAUGUCUGGAGACCAACUGAGAGAAGAUAGAAUGGCUCUUGACAAUUUAUUGGCUAACCUACCCCAGGCAAAGCCAGGGAAAAGCAGCAGUUUGGAAAUGACUCCCUACAAUACUCCUCAGUUGUCUCCGGCAACCACUCCAGCAAAUAAAAAGAAUCGAUUGCCUAUAGCAACUCGGAGCAGAAGCCGCACCAAUGUGCUAAUGGACUUACAUAUGGACCAUGAAGGAUCAUCUCAAGAAACCAUCCCAGAGGUGCAGCCCGAGGAAGUGCUGGUCAUUUCCUUAGGGACAGGUCCCCAGCUUACUCCAGGGAUGAUGUCAGAAAAUGAGGUCCUAAACAUGCAACUUUCGGAUGGAGGACAAGGAGAUGUCCCUGUCGAUGAAAACAAACUCCACGGUAAACCUGAUAAAACCUUGCGCUUUUCCCUCUGCAGUGAUAAUCUGGAAGGAAUAUCUGAAGGUCCUUCCAAUCGCUCCAAUUCCGUGUCCUCUCUUGACCUGGAAGGAGAGUCUGUGUCGGAACUGGGAGCAGGACCUUCGGGGAGUAACGGGGCUGACGCGCUGCAGCUCCUGGAGCAUGAGCAAGCCACAACACAGGAUAAUCUCGAUGAUAAGCUGAGGAAGUUUGAAAUCCGUGACAUGAUGGGACUGACGGAUGAUAGGGACAUAUCAGAAACAGUGAGUGAGACCUGGAGCACAGAUGUCUUGGGAAGUGAUUUUGACCCUAACAUUGACGAAGAUCGUUUGCAAGAAAUUGCAGGUGCAGCAGCAGAGAACAUGUUAGGCAGUUUACUGUGCCUGCCAGGGUCAGGGUCAGUGCUUCUUGACCCCUGCACUGGUUCUACCAUAUCAGAGACAACAAGCGAAGCUUGGAGUGUAGAGGUUUUGCCAAGUGACUCAGAGGCCCCCGAUCUAAAGCAGGAGGAGCGUCUGCAGGAAUUGGAGAGCUGUUCGGGACUGGGUAGCACAUCUGAUGAUACGGAUGUCAGGGAGGUCAGUUCCCGCCCCAGCACACCAGGCCUCAGUGUUGUGUCGGGCAUAAGUGCAACCUCUGAGGAUAUUCCCAAUAAGAUUGAAGACCUGAGAUCUGAGUGCAGCUCUGACUUUGGGGGUAAAGAUUCUGUCACUAGUCCAGACAUGGAUGAAGUAACUCAUGGCGCCCACCACCUGACCUCUCCCCCUUCUCAAUCAGAGUCUCUGCUUGCCAUGUUUGACCCGCUGUCUUCACAUGAAGGGGCUUCUGCUGUGGUAAGGCCAAAAGUGCACUAUGCCAGGCCUUCGCACCCACCACCAGACCCUCCGAUCCUGGAAGGAGCUGUGGGAGGAAAUGAGGCCCGGCUGCCAAACUUUGGUUCCCAUGGUUUAACUCCCGCCGAAAUGGAGGCAUUCAGGCAGCGGCAUUCUUACCCUGAGAGAUUAGUGCGCAGCAGGAGCUCUGACAUAGUAUCUUCCGUCCGGAGACCCAUGAGCGACCCCAGCUGGAACCGCCGCCCAGGGACUGAAGAGCGAGAGCUCCCUCCAGCCGCAGCCAUUGGUGCUACCUCUUUGGUGGCUGCACCUCAUUCGUCCUCUUCAUCCCCGAGUAAGGACUCCUCACGAGGAGAGACUGAAGAACGCAAAGAUAGCGAUGAUGAGAAAUCAGACAGGAACAGACCUUGGUGGAGAAAACGUUUUGUUUCUGCCAUGCCUAAAGCUCCCAUACCAUUUAGAAAGAAAGAAAAACAAGAAAAAGACAAAGAUGAGCUGGGGCCUGACAGAUUCUCAACACUCACAGAUGAUCCCAGCCCUAGACUCAGUGCACAAGCUCAGGCCGCUGAGGACAUUCUGGACAAAUACAGGAAUGCCAUUAAGCGAACCAGCCCCAGUGAAGGAGCAAUGGCCAACUAUGACAAUGCAGGUGAUAACCGUGAGGCUAUGGGUGAUGGGGAAAGUGCACACGAUUCUCCUCGAGAUGAAGCUCUGCAAAACAUCUCAGCUGAUGACCUCCCGGACUCCGCGAGCCAAGUGGCCCACCCUCAGGACUCAGCCUACUCUUACAGAGAUGCAAAAAAGAAACUGAGGCUUGCUCUUUGCUCUGCGGAUUCAGUUGCUUUCCCAGUGCUAAGCCAUUCAACAAGGAAUGGUUUACCAGACCACACAGACCCAGAAGAGAAUGAAAUUGUAUGCUUCUUAAAAGUUCAAAUCGCCGAAGCAAUUAAUUUACAAGAUAAGAACUUAAUGGCUCAGCUGCAGGAAACAAUGCGUUGUGUGUGCCGCUUUGACAACAGGACCUGCAGGAAGCUGCUGGCCUCUAUCGCCGAGGACUACAGGAAAAGGGCCCCCUACAUUGCUUAUCUCACCCGCUGUCGGCAAGGACUGCAGACCACGCAGGCUCACCUGGAAAGGCUGCUGCAGAGGGUGCUGCGGGACAAGGAGGUGGCCAAUCGAUACUUCACCACCGUCUGUGUGAGGUUGCUGCUUGAGAGCAAAGAAAAGAAGAUCAGGGAGUUCAUUCAAGACUUUCAGAAACUCACAGCAGCUGAUGAUAAAACUGCUCAGGUAGAAGACUUCCUGCAGUUCCUGUACGGCGCGAUGGCCCAGGACGUCAUCUGGCAAAAUGCGAGCGAGGAGCAGCUUCAGGACGCUCAGCUGGCCAUCGAGCGCAGCGUGAUGAAUCGCAUUUUCAAGCUUGCUUUCUACCCCAAUCAGGAUGGGGACAUACUCCGUGACCAGGUCCUUCAUGAACAUAUCCAGAGAUUGUCCAAAGUGGUGACUGCCAACCACAGAGCGCUUCAGAUCCCGGAGGUUUAUCUUCGGGAGGCGCCGUGGCCAUCUGCGCAGUCGGAGAUCAGAACCAUCAGCGCUUACAAGACCCCGCGGGACAAGGUGCAGUGCAUCCUGAGGAUGUGCUCCACCAUCAUGAACCUGCUGAGCCUGGCCAACGAGGACUCUGUCCCCGGGGCGGACGACUUCGUCCCGGUGCUGGUGUUUGUGCUGAUAAAGGCAAACCCACCCUGUUUGCUGUCUACUGUCCAGUACAUCAGUAGCUUCUAUGCCAGCUGUCUGUCCGGAGAGGAGUCCUACUGGUGGAUGCAGUUCACAGCAGCAGUGGAAUUCAUUAAAACUAUCGAUGACCGAAAGUGACCAGGACCCAGGCCACCCAGGCAGCAGACUGUUCGGCCGGCAAACCGACCUCUAGGAAAAUGUGCCAGCUGCUCUGCAGGCGGGAGCUUGUUUUGUAUCAUAUUGUACAGCAUUCAGACAUUUUAAAACAGAUCUUUACUAAACAGAUUAAUGCACUAACUAGCAGGUUCUCUUUCCUUUGGGCUCUUCCUUUCUGAAUUGCAUAUUAUCCUUUCUCGUCCCCAGGUAGAGAAUAGUACUGUAAAAAGGGACCACAUUUUUCAGGUUUGAAAUACUAAACCUCCUAGAAUCAAAGCAGAACCUCCUACAGCAUUUUUAGAUCUCCGUUCCUGGAUACCCAUGCUUUCCUCUUACUGAACGAAAGAGAGCAGUGCACCCCUUUCAGGAUGCUGUGUGACCCUGUCGGGGUCCAUGGAGGGAAUGGGCACUGCCCUGAGGAUUAAAGGUGACAUCGUGGCAUUAUCUAUAAAUACACUCACCUAAAUUGAAAGCUAAGAAGGAAAUGUAAAUAUAAUAUAUAUUUAUAUUUGAUGUAAUAUGGACAUCUUCAGAUUCUAAUAAACAAGGAAUAUUGCUGAUA
Messenger RNA from Myotis daubentonii (Daubenton's bat), 5197 nucleotides. It is a transcript of the gene GAPVD1, whose product is annotated as GTPase activating protein and VPS9 domains 1. Gene Ontology annotation, molecular function: guanyl-nucleotide exchange factor activity; small GTPase binding. Gene Ontology annotation, cellular component: cytosol; endocytic vesicle. Lineage: Eukaryota; Metazoa; Chordata; Mammalia; Chiroptera; Vespertilionidae. Gene Ontology annotation, biological process: vesicle-mediated transport; regulation of GTPase activity. The record is from RefSeq and is a predicted model, not a curated record. The coding region runs from base 223 to 4617 and encodes 1464 amino acids. The transcript has 27 exons.